Paramuricea clavata is the source of this 3145-nucleotide messenger RNA. The record is from the annotation of a GenBank genome assembly. NCBI's taxonomy places the organism in Eukaryota, Metazoa, Cnidaria, Anthozoa, Malacalcyonacea, Plexauridae.
AUGAAGGAUGGUAGAACCAGAACGUUUAAAGAAUAUAAAACCAAUGGUAAAGACAAGAAUCACAAAAUCGCACAAAAAGACAAUUCAUAUACAUUCAGGAUUAUAUGAAUCAGCACAAAUAAACGACAAUUCAGCUUAGAUACAACGGAAGAAUUGACGGUUGAGGCAAAGACUGUAGAUCAUGAAGCGGGAAGAGUAGGAAGUAAAUGGUAAAAUCAAUAUUACAAAGUAAAAUGACAAUUUACACCCCUGCUUAUACAAAACACUCGAAAUUUCAGACUGAUGGCAUAAUUAAAUUCAGAGAUUAAAAAAUAACGAUAGAAAUGAUACUAAGGGCAAUAUGGUAGAAUAACGUAUCUCGAAGAGGGUGAAAAUGAUACAAUGACAUACAUAUUGUAAAAAAUACUAGAAAUUUCAUUCUUGUGACAUCUAUAAGUCCUACGACACGUGGUUUAGUAAGGCGAGGCUGACUGACCGCAGCUGCAGACAAAAGGAUUAGUUUGAGCGAGAAAACAAUUAAAACAUCAAAUAUAGUUAGGCACCACAGGUGGACAUAAACUUCAAAACAACUAAUAUAUUUUCAUUUUGUUUAAGUGUAAAGGGAAGACGUGUAGGGAAGCUUUCGUCUCCGAAAUCAAAUAUUGAACAUUUGAACUAUCCUAUGGCGUAGGGCAUGUGAUAUUCGUUUGAAAAACAGCACUUGACGGAACACGUGUCUUAAGCGAUCUAUAAUUACCACGCGCGGUACUUAGGGCUCACAUCAAACGUCUUAACUUGCAUGCCGACAAUCGCAUUUGCCGCUGAUCGUUGGUCGAGAGUUCCAGCAUAAAUUAUUCAUCUCAAAUAAUUAACGCCUAUUGUUUACAUGCUUUAUUGUUAUGAAAAUGCAAUAUUGGCAUUGGCCUAUUAUACGUCGACAGGACAUCGAGCAAUAAUCACGUUCGAUACUGAGUUGCUAGUCGUCGUGAAGAGUGUACUGAUUGUCACCUCAGGAAUUGUGAGGAAAUCGAGACCUCAUCAAGGCUCCUGCUCUCGACAAAUCAGAGAGACUAUUUUAAUUUAAACAGCCGGACACAAAGAACAAACAGUUAAGAAAUCACCAAAGCGGAACAGCAACGUUCAAAGAUACACGCUGCAAGUUGAAGGAAUCGAAGAAACCAACGAGUGCUUCUCUACUCUCUUCACAAAUACGAGAGAGCAGUUUGAAUUGAAACAAGAAGUGAAGAAGAAGAAACAGUUGAACUACAUCGAGAGAGAGAGCUCUAGAGAGCUAAACAUUGAGAGGCUCGUACGAUACAACAGCAAGCUGCAAGUGAGGUUGCAGAAUUACUAAACAAAACUCACGGAGACAAUACCGAAGAAUAAAGCAAUUUUCAGAAACACUCGACAAAUCAAAGCCCGGGUUUUGAACACAUGACAACAAGCAGUGGGUGAUUUGGAUUGACGGGAACUUGACGGAAACAUCAUAACAGGCUCCAACCUCUACACUCGAGUGAAAGGCAUUCACUUGAAUACCACGGCAAACGUGAGUAUCAAAUAAAACCAAUCCAUUUGGUACGGUAGUUCUACAACUAUACGUAUGAACCCUAGAGAUCCCUAGGACAUCAUAGUUAGUCGACCUACUAGACCUGAUUGAAGAACUUGUCUCAAGGAAGUGUAGGCAAGAUCAUUUUCUGUAUCACCUAGACAAAGCAAAUGCGAGUUUAAAAUCAAAACCAAACAUCCAUUUAGUAACGUGUUUAGCCAACUAUUAUACAAGAUGAUAGUUAAUAGGUUAUUCAAUUUACGCCGGGAACUUGACGAGGAUCUUUGUCUCAUCUUACUCGAGGUACCGGUUAAGAUAACGUAGAAUACAACAUAUUAUCGUUGCAAAUUUGAGUAUAAGAUCAAAAGCAAGCAUUAUCCUUUUACCACGGUAUUUAUCCAGCAUUGAUAUAUAUAUAAGAACACAGUUAGUAACGGAGCAGCCAGGUCGUUAAGAAGAAUAACCGCGGUUGGACCAUGCCAUAAGUUCCCGCGUUGCAGUAUUAAAACAAAGUUCCCGGCUGUGAAACUAUAAACUAUAGAGUAAUUUUGAGAUAAUAGAUGAAUUUCACAACAAAUGUCCAAAUCACUUAGUAUUUUUAAACUUAUAAAUGCAGUUGAUACAAUUUGGCAAACCUUGCAUAAUGCGAUUUAAUUCAAUCAUCAAUGUCCGCAUAGAUUGUCGUUGUUCACGGUAGCUAAGAGAUUAAUUUCUAGUUAUCUUUCAGAAGGAUAUAAGCCGUAGGGAUGCCAUAGAAUAUUGUAUUUAUGCCUCAAUUUAGAAGCUUUUAUUUUACAGUAAUAAAAUAAUUUGAUCAAAUAUAUAGUACUAUACGGAGUCAGGUCUUGUGAUCGCAGUAGCACAUGCUAAAGAUUGGUCUACCUCUUGUUCUGCCACGCAGGCUAGUUGUAGUUUUCAGGUAGUUGCGUCAAUCCCAAGCUUUCUUAUUAUUGCCACGACCUACACUGCCACAGAACAUUCAAGAUUAUAGUCAAGGAAGGCCUUAAUAGAUCGUCAACGUCGUACCAGAGUUGUCAAAUACAGACAGAUGACGAGAGCUUACACUGUACGCGUGCAUGAACAAAUCAAUAUGGCUACAGUAGCUAUGGCUAGCCUUAAGAGAAUUUCACACUUCAGCAAUCCUAAUGUUAAAAUAUAUUCUCACAAGCGCUCGGCAUUCGGUGUACGUAACGGUUUACAAAUACUGGUCCUUUGUAGUAAAUUCUUGCUGGCAAAUAUUAAGAGUUUCAAGCGCUUCCUCAUUCAGUCGUUUCAGGAAGGGAUAUUUGCUUCUAUGACGUCUACGUUUAUACUUUAAGAAUCCAUCUGAAAAGACUUGUAUUACAAGAGUCUAAAAUCGAGAUCCUUAGUUGUUUUUCAAAUACUUAAAUCUCUUUUAUACACGUUUCAAGUAUUGAGAAAAAAAAACACACAAGGUAUACAAAGUGCAUUCCUUUAAAAUUCAGAUUUGGUGUGUAUAGCAAGAAUGUGUCGCGAAGGAUUUGUAUUCUGAUUAAUGAAAAAUCGAGGUGUUUUGUCAAUAACUGUAAACUAAGUGAAUUUUCUUUUCUAUACAUUCCAGGAGAUAAAAUUAAUAGAAUCACGAAUCCGAAGCUGUGA